This is a messenger RNA of Gastrolobium bilobum, 900 nucleotides long. RefSeq names its product chloroplastic group IIA intron splicing facilitator CRS1, chloroplastic-like. Gene Ontology annotation, molecular function: mRNA binding. The record is from RefSeq and is a predicted model, not a curated record. The coding region runs from base 1 to 900 and encodes 299 amino acids. Gene Ontology annotation, biological process: RNA splicing, via transesterification reactions. The transcript has 2 exons. Lineage: Eukaryota; Viridiplantae; Streptophyta; Magnoliopsida; Fabales; Fabaceae.
AUGUUGCUGUUCCUUUCCCUUCCUUCUCCUCUAUCCCCUAACUCUUCACCGUUUUCAUUUUCUCACAUUCGCAUUUCUUCUUCAUUGCUCCCAAACCACAACAACAACAACAAAGAUACCAACCCAAUUCCCAAGGUCCAUUCUGAUGGCAAUGUUGCCAUCAAAGCCCCCACACCUCCAUGGAUGAAGGGUCCUAUUCUUCUCCAACUCCAUGACCUUCUUCACUUCUCCAACCCCAAGAGAUUCAACAAGGGCCUUGAUAAGGUAGAAAAACACGAACACGAACACGAACCUACUGAUAAUGAUAAAGCUAAAGUGGUCAGAGGGAAGAAGGUCAUGAAGAAAAUUGUUCAAAUAGUUGAAAAGCUUCACAGGACCCAGAAUUUAGCUGAGACUCAAAUGGGUUCUGCUAAAGUUGAAAACUUUGGGGGAUGUUUGGAAAGUUUGAAGGAAAAUGAGGAGGUUAGAAGUAGGGAGAGAAUGCCGUGGGAGAAGGAUGAGAGUGUUGUUUCUCUGAGGAUGAAAAAGGAAAAGGCUUUUAUAGCUGCGGAUUUGACGCUUGAUAAGGUGCUGCUGAGAAGGUUGAGGGAUGAGGCUGCAACAAUGAGAAAUUGGGUUAAGGUUAAGAAAGCUGGUUUUACACAAGUUGUUGUGGAUGAAAUUAAACGGACUUGGGAGAAAAAAAAUGAACUUGCAAUGGUUAAAUUUGAUAUCCCUUUAUGCCUGAAUAUGGAUAGAGCUCGAGAAAUUAUUGAGACAAAGACUGGAGGCUUGGUUGUCUGGAGUAAGAAGGAUGCUAUUGUGGUUUACCCAGAAUGCAAUCAUCAGUUGACCUCUAAAGGUUCUCCAGAGAUUUAUACUGGCUAUAUUCAUAGUCAAAGAAACCAUCUCCACAAAUAA